UUGCCAAAUUACAGAAGAAAUUAAACUUCUGGACAGUUAAAGUCAAAACUACAAAUUAACAUGAUAAUUUCCUUCAGUUAAUAAGCCAACCUGAAUUAUUUUUAAAAUUAUAUUCACAAUUUCACAUGUUAACAAAAGGUUGCGUGAACAUACAGCUAAGAUCCAGAGUUUGACCUAUUCACAUGUAAUUAAAACUCAUUUCUACAGGAAGAUGAAAAACUUAUGACAGAGUUAUGUGAUUUGGUACAUUUAGGAGGGUAAACGCAAACAAUUUCAUCAUCAGUGAACUGUAGAGUAUGUUUUAUUUUGGGAGAUCUAGAAGAGCAACGUGUGACAUGGGAAAUACCUAAAAUGUCAUUAAAAUCUAACGUUCUCAAAUGUCUUCUGUACAACAGCCCCUUAAUACACAAACAUUUUUCUUUUUAGGAAGCAGGUCUCCCCUUUUUCUUUAUCAUCACCCUGACAAAUAUGUAGGUAACAAACCCAAACACCUGAGUUUUGUUCAAAUGUUCCUCUGCUCCAGCAGGGGCCCGUCCCCUCUGGUGACCACAGAUGGGGUCUUUUUUUUUUUUUUUUUUCCACCAGAGCGCCAGAGCAACCAGCGUUGGCACCCUCAUAAAAGAAAUUCCACUGGUUACUGAUUUAUCCUCUGAGCCGGACUGGGAAUGGAGCUGAGACCAGCCAGCUGCAAGUUUGUGGAGCUCCAUGUGCUGUAUGUGCCUGAUGACCAGUGGAAUGUGAAGCUCAAUAAAGUCCCAGUCGAAGCCAUAGAGAGCUUCAUAUCUGCCGGCUUUAUCAGAGUUUAUCCUGAUCUCACUCUGAAAACUUUAAGGAACAAGCUGGCUGCUUUUCUCGGUGCAGAGAGGAGCAUCAACAAAUUCUCUUUUCUGAAGUGUGUGGGCCACAGUUUAGCACUAGUCAAAAGUGAACAGGAGAGGGAGGUGAAAGUGAAAACAUUCGCUCCUCCAUAUGCCCCUCAGCCAGAGCUUUACUUACUGCCUGCGGUGGACAGCGACAGCAGUGUUUGCUCCCAUUCACUCACCCCGGACACCAGCGGCAGCUCCCCAGACCACCACACCUACUACCCACCCAAGAUGUGCAGUCUGCCAGCAGGGACAAAGGGGCCCCUUAAACUUCCCCACAUUGCCCAGAGCUCCCAUCCCCUGCCUCCACCCACCCCCAGUCUGGAAGAAGAGGAGGAGGAGGAGGAGGAAGAAGAGGAGGAGAAGGAAAGUGAGGAGGAGCAGAGCUGCAGCUCUUCAGAGGAACAGAAUGAAGAAGAACUGUUCUCUUCCAACAAAUGUCAGUGGAUGAAGCAUGACUAUUGUGGAAAGAAAUCCCAGGAGCAUACACCCCAGUCUGUUUUGGUGAAGGUCUGUAAAGCUUUGCAGCGGUGUGAGGCCAAUUCAGCACAGACAAAGGAUUCUCAAAAGGAAGAAGCCAGCUGCAGAAAGACAGAGCAGUACCACAGAGGCAGCAGAGCAACCAGAGACUCAGGAGUGGCCGAGUCUCUGGAGGACAGAGAUUCAGGAUUCUCCUUCACAGACAGGUUUGGGAAAUCAAAAGACACACAUACGCUGAAGUCCAGUGGGAAUAUAAAAAAUGUUGAGGCGACAGAAGGUGCUGCUGUGUUACCUGGGCCGGUCAGGUAUUCCUCUCCUCCUCUAGGAAUAAACUUGGUCACAGCUGCACAUAAAGUUACUGCUGCUGCCGCUCCAGCCUUUAAGAUGAACAGAGAGGAACUCAUCGAGGAAAUCAAGCUGGCGAGGGAAGAAAGAAAGCAGCUCGAAUGGAUGAGACAAGAGUUGCUAAGAAAAGGCAAAGACUUGUUGGCGCAAAACAGACAUCGCAGGAACCAAGCACGUGACAGUUGGAAAAAGAAAUAUUUUGAAACAAAAAAGGCCACGGCGCCACUGGAGGACAACCUCAGAAACUUGCGGCAAGAGCUAGAAAUAUUUUACACUAAACUCUUGCACCAACUCCACGCCAGAGAAAACAGAGGCAAACCAAAAAGACAGGGCAGAACCUCCAUCAAGAAUGAGCUCAUCAUUGAAAUAAUGACCGAAAGCCACGAGAUUGACAACUUGAAGAGGAAGGUAGAGGACGCCAAGAUGAAACUAUUAACAGAGGUUAAGUUGAGGAAACAGGCUGCUACAGAGCUGAGGGCCCUCAAAGCUGAACUGGCCCAGAAGAAGAGCCAGUCAUCACAUCCACGUCCGGUGGUCUGUUUGGCCUUUGGGACCCUCACACGGGACAAACCAAGAGCUCAAAACACCUCAAUCUAAUUCUGCGUAUAUACAGUGCUUAACAAAUGUGUUAGACCACCUUUCCCUGUUUGAGUCCAUCCAACAUCAAGAAGUGCUUUAAUACAGACUUUCAUUUCCAGUGGGUGCUCAACAUUUCACCAUUUUGAACAGGAAUAAGGAAUUCCAAACUGAAUUCACCUUUUUAUACCAAAUCUGAGCCGUCUCUGCACAUCAAACAUAACAUUCAACAACUAAAACAAAUUUUUCUGUUGAGGAAUGCAAGUACAGUAAAUGCUUUAAUAUUU
Sphaeramia orbicularis (orbiculate cardinalfish) is the source of this 2551-nucleotide messenger RNA. RefSeq names its product spermatogenesis associated 1 (gene spata1). Bases 666 to 2285 code for a protein of 539 amino acids. Lineage: Eukaryota; Metazoa; Chordata; Actinopteri; Kurtiformes; Apogonidae. The transcript has 13 exons. The record is from RefSeq and is a predicted model, not a curated record.